This is a messenger RNA of Paramecium pentaurelia, 1282 nucleotides long. NCBI's taxonomy places the organism in Eukaryota, Ciliophora, Oligohymenophorea, Peniculida, Parameciidae. The record is from the annotation of a GenBank genome assembly.
AUGUAUAAAUCCAAACGAACCCAAUAUGGAGGAUCAACUGCCAGUACUUUGGAUCUCUUACAAAUGCAAGAUUGUCUCUUUUGUCAAUAAUCUCAGAAAUUUUGUUCUCUCAUCACAAGAGCUCUAUAUAUCAAAUACUCAGCCAGCCAGAAUUAUUACUAUCAAAAGGAUAUUAAUAUAAUACUUUUGCAAUAACGAUCUAAACAAUAUACUGCUUAUAAAGAAUGGACUUAUUAUGAUUCUAAUGAAUAUUUAAAAAGAUUCUACACUAUAAAUGAUACAAAACAAAAAACUAUUGUAUUAACCGAAUAUUAUAAAGUAAAUACUUUCAAAACUAUACUGAAUAGUUUCAUCGAGAUAUUCCACGCCUUUUUAUGUUACCUAUAGCUACAACAUUAUCUAAAUAUCAUGAUAAACGUCGCAGAAUAGAAUAUAUCAGAAUAUCUAGGAUGCUUGGAGGUCAUGUUGAAUAACCAACAACAACAUAAAAUUCUAUCUAAACUGUAUUAAUUGAAUAUUCACAUUAACUUAGUCAUUGCAAAAUCUUUUGGGUUAGUUGAAUUUCACUAAACAAGAAUAAUCAAAUACAUUGAUUGAAAUAUAAAAAAAUUUAAAAGAAGCAAUAAAUACAUCUAAAAACACUUUAAAAGACUUUGAUUCUUGUAAAUACAAUCUACCUUUAUAACAAAAAAAUUCUGAUUAUUACAAUAAAUCAAAAUUAGAUCAUAAAUCUGAUACUAAUAGUAGAUUAGAAUUUAAAGAAAAUUUAAAUGAACUUUUUUAAAGAAAAAAACCUCUUAAAAAUUCAGCUAUUUAAACAUAAAGAGAGAUUUCACAACCCAAAGUUUAUAGCACUGAAAAAAAUUGUAAAUAAUAAAUUCAAUAGAUUCCACUUACUUAAAGAAAUAUCAAUAAUACAAAAUAAUCAAUAUCUCCUAGACCUACAACAUAAAGAUCUAUUAAACCUUAAAUUAUGCAAUUAUUAAAACCUGGCCAUAAUAAUAAUAAUAAGUUAAAGGCUACCAAUAUUAUAUUAGAAUGUCUAAUGAGAAAAUUAAAUCUAGAUCAAAAAGUUCUCACUAAAUAAAAAUCUAAAUCUCCUAAUAAUCCUUCUAAUCAACAGGCAAAAAGAAAGAGAAGAGUGAUGAGCAUUAAUUAAGAAGUCUCAAAAAUAGAUUUGACUUAAUUAAAAUAAAAAUAAUCAUAGUUAUUGUAGAGUAAAUUUGAUUAAAAUAAUAUUAAUAAAGGAUAUAAAACAGGAAGAGCAUCAGCAAUGGCUUGA